Messenger RNA from Sorghum bicolor (sorghum), 2397 nucleotides. RefSeq names its product polyadenylate-binding protein-interacting protein 7. The record is from RefSeq and is a predicted model, not a curated record. The transcript is spliced from 6 exons. The coding region runs from base 338 to 1786 and encodes 482 amino acids. Lineage: Eukaryota; Viridiplantae; Streptophyta; Magnoliopsida; Poales; Poaceae.
GGGCGUAGGGCGAAGGCAACAGGUGAAGUGUCAACGUGUGGCUGCAAUCCGCCUCCGCACUCACUCCACGCACACGCCGCCAUACGCGACGCUGCCGAGCGCAUCGCCGCCGGUCCCUCCCUCCCUGCCUGCGCCUGUCCUCAGCCCGCCGCUUCUCAGUCCACUUCUGCCGGCAACCCCUCUUCUCUCGGUCUAGAGAUCCGUCCGGGCGCGGUACUCUUACCUUCGUUUUGGCACAACGAACAAUCACUCUAGAAGACUCGGUACUCCUUGGUGUGUCAUACUCUUUGGUAGCAAUCUUACCAUUCUUGAGAAGAGGUACAUCUGUCUGUCAGCAAUGUCCAUAGAAGAGAGGAAGAUAAGUAUGAUAAGCAAGAGCACUAUGCUAAAUCCAAAUGCAGAGGAAUUUGUUCCUUCAUCCCUUAGAUCUGUCAAUGAUUCCUCCAAGAGAUCAGAUGCAACUAUGGUUGUCUCAGGGCCAUCUAAAGAAUCCAGCACAGACAAGCCAGAGUCCAUUUUACGAAGUAACUCUGAUGAAGAAGCACAUCAGUACUGGCAGCAACAGCUCCCUGAUGACAUUACCCCUGAUUUCAAAGUCCUGGGACAAGAUGAAAGUACUGGACCUGACAGUCUAUCACUCACAGGCCUGUCCAUAAAUGAUGGCAUUGGCACAUCAAUAUUUUCUCCAAACCAGGCACUGAGCAUGCAGCACCAUGCUUCGCCUUUUAUCAGGGACAAACUGAGUACGCGCCCAAAGAUUAACUUGUCUGGCCCAACUUAUAUGGAUGAACGGUCCCAAGCCACAAUUUUGAGUCCAACUGCAGGUUCCAUGAGUCCAAAUGCUGCUCCAUGGGUGAAGACUAUGAGGAAUGGGGUACAUUAUAACACAAGCAGAAGGGAUACCAGUCACUACAAUGGAGAUUCUAGCAUUGGAGCUUCAUUGCACAACCUUAGUGAUGUGUAUGGAAGCAGGCGCAGCUUAAGCUCGACUAUGGAUAUCAUGAGUCAGCUGGAGAGUAAGGUUGAUGGACGACUUGGUCAGAACCUCAGGUCACUGUCAUUUGGAAAUUCAAGUCCUCCAUCACCAGCAUCAUAUGCCCAAAAUGGUCUUGGAAACUAUAGUAAUGAAUCUUUUGGUCUGCCAAACAGUCCAUAUAGAUCUCAUUCAGCUAUACUCGCAGAUGAUAUUGUUUCACCUUCAGCUGGACGUGAACACAUAUCCCUCGAUGUUCCUAGAGGAAGGUACAAGAUGACUAGUUUGCCUGUUCCUGGUCUUGGUUCAAGCAGAGGUUCUCAGCUGUUGGGUGGCUCAUAUAAUGGAAAUCAUGAUAUGAUCUCAACCAAUACCCUACAAAACAUGGCUGGAAUUCAGACAGGACCAGCUUGGCUUGAAAGUGAUGCUGCGGCAAACGCUUAUUUGGAAUCAAAGGAUGAAGUUCAUGAUUUUGCAAGCCUGCGACAUGCAGUUCUUGAACAGGUCUUUCAGAUCCAGGGGGAGAGAGAGAGAGAGAAAGACGGAAUCUGGGUCUCACCUGCACCGGCAGCAUGGAGGGGGUCCUCGGUAUGGACCAGAUGCGGUAUGCGGACGGCGCCACCUUGGAGGGGAGCUGCAGCUGCCGGCAUCAGCUGUGGGCAGCAUCGGCCUGGACUAGAUCUGCGAUCUGGGUCUCACCUGCACCGGCGGCAUGGAGGGGGUCCUCGGUAUGGAACAGAUGCGGUAUGCGGAUGGCGCCAGCUUGGUGGGGAGCUGUCGGCAUCGGCUGCGGACAGCGUCGGCCUGGACUAGAUUUGCGACAUCCUGAGGGGGAGCUCUGUCACUUGGGGAGGGAGGGGCGUGGGUGGUGAGAACUGGCUUUGGACGAGCGGUGCGGCCAGCGCAUACCGGCUGGGGACGGGCAGUAUGGUUGGUCAGUGCAGACUGGCUGGGGACAGGGCAACAGGCGGUGUGAGGUUAUGCAGGCGGUGUGAGAUUAUGACAGCAGUGCAGGUUGCUGUCUUGUGGACAGGUAGUCCCAUGGGGGCAUUCUGGUCAAAUCAUACAAACACUCAAAUUUUUAAGGUCUCAAAGGGGACACAUUUUGACGUAAACUGACAAAAAGCAACAGAAGUGGCAAAUAAGGAAUAAAAGUUAAACUGGAUGACAGAUAAGGAACCAAAAAAUAUUCAGUGGCAAAUAGAGCACCAAGUCAUCUUCUGAUGGCGGAUAGUAGUUUUCUCUUUUGUUACGAUGAUGGAAGAAUAAUUCUCAGAUACCACCUAGGACCUAGCUUAGUAUAUUAUCAAUUCAGUGGUUUUGAUGAUAUUUUUUCACAAUCUAUAGCAAGCUUCUAAAAGUAUCUCCUCAGUUAUGAGCAUUCAUUAUCCAAUCAUUUAGAACUGUUUUCUAUAUGCCGAAAA